AUUGAAAGGGAAGGUUCAUAGUCCAAAAGAACAAAAUUCAAGUGAAAAGAGCUUUCUAAGAAUUUGGCAACUGCGCGGUUGUGUGCCAAGAGGGAAGACAGUAACCAUGAGUAGAGAAGAAAAGGAAGAAGAUGAUAUAGUGUGCUUAGACGAAUCUUUCUUUAUCAAUGACGACUACCAGAUUACAGAUUUUACAUUUGGGUCUCAUGUUCUUCAGCUUUACUGCCUCCAAUCUUCUUCAACUGAUUUUGAUUUGACAGGACAGUUGGUGUGGCCUGGGGCAGUGCUGAUGAAUGAUUAUCUUACACAGAAUGCUAACAUGCUCCAAGGAUGUUCUGUCAUUGAAUUAGGCUCUGGUGUUGGUAUAACUGGAGUACUCUGCAGUAGAUUCUGUCGUGGAGUAGUGAUGACAGAUCAUAAUGAUGAAGUUCUCAAGAUUCUGAAGAAAAACAUAAAGCUGCAGGAAUGUUCAGAUGAUUCUAUGUGUUGUACAGAAUUAAAAGCUGAGAAGCUGGAAUGGGGUAGCUCUGAUCAGCUGAAUUGCAUAUUACAGGAGCACCCAGAAGGAUUUGAUUUAGUCCUUGGAGCUGACAUUUGUUUUCAGCAGGCAAAUGUUCCUUUGCUUUUUGAUACUGUUGAGCUGCUACUUAGAGAUCGCGACCAGAAGAAAUGCAAAUUUAUUUUGGCCUAUGUUUCACGAGCAAAAGUCAUGGAUGCUAUGGUCAUCAAUGAAGCAAUUCGGCAUGGUCUGCAGAUAAAUGAAGUUUCUGGGACUCGACGUAUUAUCAAGAAUCUUGAAGGAGUUAUAUUUGAGAUUACAACUAAUCACUAGAGUUGGCAAUUGAGAACGGAGUUUCUUCAGCUCCAUUUGAUUGGAAAACUAUACAGUUUAAGGAGCACAAUAUUACUCUGUGAACGACGCAAAAAGCUCUAAUUGCCAUCAAAACUUGAUUUUCUGUAUAAUUUUGACAUUCUAGGCAAACAAAAAAGAUGCAUCUAGUCCUCAAAGAAUCUUGUAAUGUAUCAUUUUUCUCUUUAUAGCUCUUCUUUUGUCUAUCGGAAACAACCUCCCUACCCCACAAAGGUAAGGGUAACGUUUGCGUAUAUAUUACUCUCUUCAGACCCCACUUGUUGGAUUACAUUGAGUAUGAUGUUGUGAAUUAUAGAUCUUCUUUUGAUUUGUUUUCAAACUCUAUUUUGGAGUGAGUCACUUUUGGUAUUUUAA
Molecule: messenger RNA, 1225 nt
Organism: Solanum tuberosum (potato)
Lineage: Eukaryota; Viridiplantae; Streptophyta; Magnoliopsida; Solanales; Solanaceae
Product: protein N-lysine methyltransferase METTL21A
Exons: 8
Coding region: 107-832 (241 amino acids)
Biological process (GO): protein methylation
Cellular component (GO): nucleus
Molecular function (GO): protein methyltransferase activity
Source: RefSeq, a predicted model, not a curated record